AUCUUCUUGGUUUGAAAACAACAUCUUCUUUCGGCAGCACCUGGUGAGAUCGCGAUCGUAAGAUCUUUGGACAAUUCCGAAUCGAAGGGUUCGAAAUUAAAAAUCAAAAGUCGAUGUUGCUUUAGACGCAAUGUUGGCUAAUCUCAAAAAAUAGCGCACAACUGGAGCUCUUCCUAUAAUCGAUCAUCCACUACAGAGCUUUUGUGUGGAGAAGAGAAGCAUACGAUGUCGUUUAGCUCCUCCGUGUCAUCUGCACAGUCUCUGUCUAUGUUCGCCAAACCUUUCGAAUCAUCUAAGCCUUUAACGCCUCGUAUCUCUGCUUCUGCCGAUGUCCCUGACUUUCUCUCUGCCGAUUGGCUUGAAUCCCGUAGGAAAAAGCCAUUUGGUCCAAGAUUAAGUUUUAGUGCAGAUGAAGCAGUUCACCACCAGCUUGAUGCAUUGAAAUACAAUGACCAGCCUCAUCAAGAUUAUGGAGUUGAAGUCAUGUACAGAUUUGCUGGAUUUGAUCCCUUUCAAAGGUCUACCUACUUCGGGCGCUUUUUUGACUUGGGUCAGUUUGAACGAUUCAGGCGAAUUUUUCAUCAUUCGACUUAUCGGGUGUUGCUUGGCCAUCAGGAGAGGGAGAUUUUGAGCAGUUUGCAUGUAAAUGAGAAUUUGUAUAAGCAGCGUAUCUGGGUCCGAGGUACUCGACCUGAGGAAGAAGAAAUCUUCCAAUUCACCAUGGUUCAGUGUGUUGGUGGUUCUUGGGAUGGCUACUGGCUGACAGAAUCUUUGCUUCCCGAUGGAGAUGCUUUCUCUGGUGGUGUGGCUUACUGAAGUGGUAUCUGCAGUAGCGCCAGAAGUCAAUACGUUUCCAGUAUACAAAUAAGAGUAAUAUACAGUGUGAUAUAUAGUGUAGUUGCUUACCAUCACUGCUGGCUCAAGACUGGCCAAUCAUGUAAAUAGAAACCUGUACAUUUGAUAUAAUGAAACAAAUAGAUGUUGCCUCUGAUGAA
Messenger RNA from Nicotiana tabacum (common tobacco), 995 nucleotides. RefSeq names its product retrovirus-related Pol polyprotein from transposon TNT 1-94-like. The record is from RefSeq and is a predicted model, not a curated record. Lineage: Eukaryota; Viridiplantae; Streptophyta; Magnoliopsida; Solanales; Solanaceae. Gene Ontology annotation, molecular function: zinc ion binding; nucleic acid binding.